AUGAUGUUAACUAACAUCAACCCCUCUAUCCUGCUUGGCGUGGGCAUGGUGAUCUUCUUCACCUGUCUCAUAGCUAAGCUGUUCGAGACAUCCCCGGUGCCCGAAGGAAUCCCCUGGGUUCUGAGCAAGAAAGGAUUCUUUGGACGAGCCACAGAGCGUUUCAUCGGUGUCAAUCCCAUCGUGUUCAUCAAAGAUGGAUAUGAAAAGUAUUCCAAAAACAACAAACCAUUCGUGAUGCCGAGCGUGAACGAGGGCGACGAAGUCCUGCUUCCCAUCAAGGAAUCGAACACCAUCCUGUUUGCCAAAGAGACCGAUCUCAGUUUCAAGGCCCAUAUCAUCGACUUUUUCCAGCUCGCUUAUACAAGUUGGCCUCUUGCCUUCGCGGAGAAGUAUGACUUCUAUGUCAAACUUAUCAGCAAGGAUCUGUCCGAAACCCUGAAGACUCCGUCUAUUGCCGAGUCUCUGGCUGAGGAGGCACGUGCCUGUCUGUCUGAUAUCUGGGGCGAGGACACUGAAAACUGGGUCCAAGUCCCUCUGUACUCGUUUAUGGAGAAGACUGCGGGUCAAAUGAUCAAUGUGCUUGCGAUUGGGCCUGGCAACAGUGACGACAAGGCUCUUUUGGCAGCUCUUACUCACUGCUCCAAUGCAAUCGUGUUCGGUGCAAAUGUCAUCAAAGCCUUUCCAGCUUUUCUUCAUCCGAUCGUUGGUCCUAUCGUCGGACUGGUCAACCGCUACUUUGAGAGGGUCUUCCACGCUCGUCUGAAGCCCAUCAUUGAGAAGAAGAUUCAGGAUCAAAAGAACGCGACUGACUCUGAGGUUAUGAAGGAGACCCUCAAAUCAAAGGGAUCCCUUUUGGAUUUGCUCAUUCAAGCCGGCAUGCGCAGCAAAUGGCCUAUGGAGCUCACAACGAUGUGGCUGGCGUAUCGUAUCUUCAUGAUCAACUUCCCUGGCGUGCACACGAGCGGUGUCUCAGCGACCAGUGUCCUCCUUGAUAUCCUCAGUUAUUCGGACGUGAAUCUGGUUGACCUCCUUCGUGAGGAAGUUUUGUCAAUCUCCUCUGAUGGUUCUUGGACUGCUCAAGAUCUUGCCAAGGCGGCCUUACUUGAGAGCGCUAUCAAGGAGAGUCUUCGCCUGAAUGGAAUCAAUGCUGUCUCCCCCACUCGAAAGGUCGUGGCAACCAGUGGCGUCGAUCUUGGCAACGGACUCCACCUUCCCUUCGGAACUAAGGUUGGGGUUCCACAGUACGCACUUCACCGUGACAGCGACAUCUAUCCUUCUCCGGAUCAAUACAACCCUUUCCGGUUCUAUGUCCCUGACGUUCCGGUCGAGGAGAGACGUAAUGACUUGAUCACUGCCACCAGCGACACAUAUGUGGUAUUCGGUCAUGGUCGUCGGCAGUGCCCUGGACGCUGGAUUUUCGCCCAUGUCUUCAAGGUCCUCGUUGCUGAGAUGCUCCUAAAGUAUGACAUCCAGCCCAUGGAGACUCGACCCAAGAUUCAUAGGUGGGGCAGAUUUCAGCUGCCACCUUUGGCCACGAAGCUCAGCGUCCGCCGCAAGAAGGAUGCUACCGCUGUCGUUGCUUAAAGUUGUGUGCAGCUUGAGCCUUGCGAGCCCUUCCCUUUCAACAACCCUUGUUCCACCCAUCUGUUGAGUGAGAGAACGUACGGGUCUGUGUGAGAGAGGAAUGAGUUUAAGGAGAGCGCAAAAAAAGGUGUGAAUGAUGAAAAGUGCAUGAGAACCAUCUGUUCAGUUUCCAGUUUCGGUUGUAUUGUCUUCUUGAUCUCGUCUUUUUGCAUUCUUGUACGGG
Molecule: messenger RNA, 1807 nt
Organism: Aspergillus homomorphus CBS 101889
Lineage: Eukaryota; Fungi; Ascomycota; Eurotiomycetes; Eurotiales; Aspergillaceae
Product: cytochrome P450
Exons: 6
Coding region: 1-1584 (527 amino acids)
Molecular function (GO): monooxygenase activity; iron ion binding; oxidoreductase activity, acting on paired donors, with incorporation or reduction of molecular oxygen
Source: RefSeq, a predicted model, not a curated record